AUGGGAAACAUAGUUGUCUCAAAAGUUUUAUAUCCUCUACCAAGCCUUGGUAUUUCUACUGUGUCCUGGUAUUUCUACCCAGUCCUGGUAUUUCUACCCAGUCUUGGUAUUUCUAAUUCAGACAGUUGUCUCGAAAGUCCUUUGACCUCUACCAAGGCUUGUGUCCCACCAGUUAAUAAUGAUUAUGCCAGUGUCCCACCAGUUUACAAUGAUUAUGUCAGUGUGCAAUCAUUUAACAGUGAUUAUGCCAGUGUCCAACAAGUUUAUAAUGAUAAUGUCAGUCUACCACAAGUUUACAAUGAUUAUGUCAGUGUACCACAAGUUUACAAUGAUUAUGUCAGUGUACCACAAGUUUACAAUGAUUAUGUCAAUGUCAGUGUGCCACAAGUUUACAAUGAUAAUGUCAGUGUGCCACCAGUUUACAAUGAUUAUGUCAGUGUACCACCAGUUUACAAUGAUUAUGUUAGUGUAUGGAAAGUCUACAAUGAUAAUGUCAGUGUACCACCAGUUUACAAUGAUUAUGCCAAUGUACCACCAGUUGACAAUGUUUAUGUCAGUGUCCCACCAGUUCACAAUGACUAUGUCAGUGUGCCACCAGUUUACGAUGAUUAUGCCAGUGUACCACAAGUUUACAAUGAUAAUGUCAGUGUACCAUAUGUUUACAAUGAUUAUGUCAGUGUACCACCAGUUUACAAUGAUUAUGUCAGUUUACCACCAGUUUACAAUGAUUAUACCAGUGUCCCACAAGUUUACAAUGAUUAUGUCAGUGUGCCACAAGUUUACAAUGACUAUGUCAGUGUGCCACCAGUUUACAAUGAUUAUGUCAGUGUACCACCAGUUUACAAUGAUUAUGCCAAUGUACCACCAGUUUACAAUGAUUAUGUAAGUGUCCCACCAGUUUACAAUGAUUAUGUCAGUGUACCACAAUUUUACAAUGAUUAUGUCAGUGUCCCACCAGUUCACAAUGACUUUGUCAGUGUACCACCAGUUUACGAUGAUUAUGCCAGUGUACCACAAGUUUACAAUGAUAAUGUCAGUGUACCACCAGUUUACAAUGAUUAUGUCAGUGUACCACCAGUUUACAAUGAUUAUGUCAGUUUACCACCAGUUUACAAUGAUUAUACCAGUGUCCCACAAGUUUACAAUGAUUAUGCCAAUGUACAACAGUUUACAAUGAUUAU
Ruditapes philippinarum (Manila clam) is the source of this 1181-nucleotide messenger RNA. RefSeq lists its product as uncharacterized. The annotation marks the transcript as partial. Lineage: Eukaryota; Metazoa; Mollusca; Bivalvia; Venerida; Veneridae. The transcript has 5 exons. The record is from RefSeq and is a predicted model, not a curated record.